AUGUCCACAGGCAAGCGACUCGCCAAGCGGUCCAUCAUCGGGACGCGCGUCGCGGCUUUGGGUGAUGACGGACUGUACUAUUCGGGGAUGAUUCACGCAGUGAAGACACCGGCGCCCUUCCCAGAGAACAACAAUUGCAUCAACUUGACUCCGAACACUCGUUACACAGUACGUUUCGACAGUGUUAUGAUGAAGAACCGCGAGUACCGGGACGCUGAGCUCAUUGGACCCGGCUUUCGCGGCAUGACGGGGGUGCGUCUCAAAGAAGGACAGCGCGUUUUCCUCACCUACAAUGGCCGCGAGGUGCACGCUGACGUCAAGCACCACGACUACAACACUGACGAACUGCUCGUCCAGAUCUACUCUCCUACUUCUGAGGUGCGGAUUGAGUUGAAGAAAAAACUGGAUGACGUAAGGCUGUUGGAGUCACGAAAGUCAGCCAGAUUGGCAGAUGUGGACACAGACUUUGCUAGAUUAGCAGACAUGGCCGGAGAUCGUCGUCGUUCCUCUGCUACUAUUGAAGUACCGCCAAGCCCCGUGCAAAGUUCACGUAAGCGCGGGCCAAGCAGCUCCUGUGACCAAGGUUACGGCGAGCGUGACGAACAGAUGAACGAGUGCAAUGCUGCCCUCGUGCUGAUGUCAUUGAGCUGCUCCCCGAACUCACCGCGCCCCAGUGCAGGAUGGGGUGAUAGAUCAUCAGUGUCUCCAGGAGCCAGCAGCAGCUCAGACUCAUCAUGGCGCUCGGGCACACCAUCGCCUCCACCAGCCUCUUCCUCCUUCAGCGACGAAGGAAUCGCAAUGGACUAUGAAGAGAUCCACCCACGCAAGAAAAGGAUUAACAGCGUUGUGUUUGUAUGUACUUGGCGAGGAUGCACAUACAGCACAAAUACUUGCUCAGCUAUUGAAGCACAUAUUAGAAACACACAUUUGGGGCCAAAGAAAGAAGGCGAUAGUGACCAUGAAGAAGAGUUCUACUACACAGAGAGGGAGGUGGCCGCCCCUGCACCGCCACCCACACUCUCCCACCGAGACAUGUGUCGCCCACCGCAUGAGGAUCCUGAAUAUCAACGUCAGCUAGUAGGCUCUUUUAGACAAGGAUUACUGUCUACUCUGCAGAAUGGAACUGCACGGUCAGUAAACAUUCCUGUAACUCAUCACUGGGUCAAUACGCAUUCGCCGAAGCAUAUGCGACUAUCUGCAGCGAAUGGAUCACCGAGUAGUCCAGGCAGACGACCACGUUCAGACAACAAGAAAUGUCGUAAAGUAUAUGGAAUGGAUCAACGUGAUCUCUGGUGCACUCAGUGCAAAUGGAAGAAGGCAUGCACGCGUUUUGGCGAUUAG
Molecule: messenger RNA, 1341 nt
Organism: Spodoptera littoralis (African cotton leafworm)
Lineage: Eukaryota; Metazoa; Arthropoda; Insecta; Lepidoptera; Noctuidae
Source: the annotation of a GenBank genome assembly